Messenger RNA from Hemibagrus wyckioides, 3103 nucleotides. It is a transcript of the gene atoh1b, whose product is annotated as atonal bHLH transcription factor 1b. Lineage: Eukaryota; Metazoa; Chordata; Actinopteri; Siluriformes; Bagridae. Gene Ontology annotation, molecular function: protein dimerization activity. The transcript has a single exon. Bases 1006 to 1692 code for a protein of 228 amino acids. The record is from RefSeq and is a predicted model, not a curated record.
GCUGUUGAUUCCAGAAGGAUGUUUGCUCAACAGUCCCAAGUUCAGAACUGGGAUAAAUAUUUUGCACACUUUGAUUAGGAUAUGCAACUUAUUAUCAUGAUCUGUGUGGAGUUUGCACUGGUUUUAGUUCUAAGAAAGUUUUUCCUAAUCAAAGUCGGAUCUUGUGGAUCAUGUGUUUCACCUAAGGCAUGAAAUUAAUUAGUCAUGGAUAUAAAUAAAUAAGAAUAAGAGUUCUCAGUGAUUCAUCAUGGGUUAAAAAUGUUCACCUAGUGAAGUGCACAGAGACCAAACUACAAAAUAAUCACUCUGUUGUUUUUUUUUUUUCCAGUGGAACAAUUUUUUUCUCCAAAGACAACAAUCACAAUGCAACUCGUAUUAAAAUGUAACAUUUCCCCCCUCCAAAAUCAUCCAUCACCAGAGAACAAUUGCCUUCCUAACGUGUCAAAACCACAAAUCCUCCUUUCUUCUGUGGGCGUGAGAGGAACUUUUCCUAUUGGCCCUGAAACACCCGACUGUAGCUCCGAGGGGAGGAGGGUCCACUCUGAAUGGGUACUAAAGGAGCAAUCAAAGCACCUGGAUGAAGGCAGGAAGUGUCUCCACGUCUGACGUUAGAUCUGUUUUUGAGUGCAUCACCGUCCUUGAAGAUCUUUCAAGCUUCAAGUGAAGUUUUUUAAACUUAUUUUACUCGUAGCAGAAUUGACUGGAUUUUAGAAAAGGCAGCUUGAGGAGGUGAGACAGAAUCAAGGGCUUCUGCUUCACCUGCAAAGUUUUGAAUAGAUUCAUUGCAUUGCAUUUUUCAACUUUUUUUCCUCCUUGGUUUAAAUCUGCUGGGACUUAAAAGGGUGCCUGAAGAAAGUUUGGAGAGCAUCAAGGAUUUUCACUCCAUAUUUAAAUCACUUUCAUUUAUUUUUCCUUGCCUUACCAAAAAGAAAAACAGAAUAUCUGGAAUUAAUACAAGUGAACCACAUCGAGGCCUCUAGACGUUUUAUUUUCCACAUUCUGACCAUGAUGGCCAAUGCUGAACUUUUGACUUGGUCGGAAGCGCACGUGCCAAAGCGGCCGCAAGACAUCCCCCAGUCCGAGCACGCGACGCUGACCCGCAGUGACCCGCGGGGCUGGAUGAGUGCGCACGUGCGUGCCCCCGCCGCGGCCCGUCCCAGUCAGUACGCGCGCGCCUCGCCUGACGUCACUCCGGACACCUCGCCAGACCCUGUCGCCGCCGUUGCCCCUAAAGAGCACUCUUUGGGCGCCGCGCACAGGCACCGGCGCGUCGCGGCGAACGCGCGCGAGCGGCGGCGCAUGCACGGCCUGAACCGCGCGUUCGACCGCCUGCGCAGCGUCAUCCCGUCACUGGAGAACGACAAGAAGCUGUCCAAGUACGACACACUGCAGAUGGCACAGAUCUACAUCGCCGAGCUUUCCGAACUACUCGAGGGCGUGGCGGCGCGUGGCACCGCGGACGCAUCACGCGCGCGUCGGUGCUUCCAGACGCCUUGCGCCGGUUACACCGUGGACGCGGCUACGACGACUACACCGUCCACGGCCCCGGUGACCGAGGGACACGUGCUGAUCCUGUCCGCGCCUUCGGCUCACUUUGAUCCCGCAAAAAUGGAGCUCGCGGCGGCCAACGGCAGCGACGGAGAGUCUUCUCACUGCAGUGACGCCGAGGACGGACAUCCGGGAACUCAGUGAGCGCCUGAUAGACCGUUGACAAAAACUGCGUAUUCAAGUGCAAAUGACUGUGCCGUGAUACUUAGAUACCACGAUACCGAUAUUUUCUUCUAUGACACUAAAGCUCAGCUGGGAAGCCCCAGGCUGGGUGAAGAGAGAGCGCCUGAAUGGUCGGAAGUAUCUAAUGCACACCUGUUUAAAACUUAAAACAUGUAAUAGCAUACUUUUCUGUCCAAUGCCACACGGUUAUAACUAACAAUUAUCCCAUCAAAUAUAUCUUCCCAAGCAUUCUAGCUAACUUGGCUAAUUCUAAUUUGGUGUUUUAAAGCGAAGUGUCUAGUUAGCUCAUUUACGUAUCUAAAUAACAACAAACACCAGAGUCAGUAUGGUUACAUCUAAUAGACGUGAUCACGUUUGCAUCUAUAUACUUUGUGCGUUCUUUCAAACUUCCAAAGUGGAGACUUCUGUCCAGUCUGAGGCUUUGUCCAUCCGAGGGUUUAAUCAGCAGGGCUGUACCUGGACUGUGAGAUACCUAGCUUUGCCAACCUUAAACUUACAGGAGCAUUUGUUCACAGAUUUCACAUCACAUCAUUAAAACAGGGUGUUAUGAGUAAUUACCCUGUAAACACUUUUUCCCUUUCACUUUUUUUCCUUGUCUUCUGUCCAAACAACCACAUCGACUGUUUUUUUUUCUUUUCUUCUGUGACCCUCAAGUGUUUAAGCCUUUAUGACGGAGGUUAACCUUAAUAUCACUUUUCUUUUCGAGGUCACUUUUCCUAACUAUUUAACAUAAAUUUCAUCACAUUUCUGGUUAUUUUUAAUGAUUCUUUCUCACUUAUUUCAUUCUUUGGUUUCUAGGAGAAAAGGCAGGAUUAGCCUACAGUAGCCCAUUUAAAUAAAGAGUCUGUGUACAGAGCGUCUUUAAACAAAAAGACACAGGGAAGCCUACAGAAAUAUUUUUUUAGCAAUAGAGUCAGCCUAUUUAUUCUACUAAUAUUAGUGUAUUUAUGACUUUCUGAACUGUACAAUUGGAGACCAAAACAAAAUGACGCAGUUUGUUUGUUUAGGUAUUUUAUAUAUUUCUUGGUCAAAUUAUCUUAAAGAUCUUCUCUGAUAUACCAGUAUUGUAAAGGCCAAUAACACGGCAAUAAUCUUCUACAAACAACGUAUGAUUGCGGCCCUAAAAAUAAACCUGCAAUUGUGUGUGGGCUCAUAAAACUAUUAUCUUUGUCUGUGUUUUAGUAGACAUUAAAGGGAACCAAAUAGAUGCAGUAGACGUUAAAGUAGCCUGUUGGGGGGUGGGUAAUGAAUAUGACCCCAGGAUGACCGACGGAAUAGUAAUUUUUACUGUAAAAACUUUGCUUUUUUUGGAUUUCUGCACUUUAUUGCCUGAGCAUUGUGAUUUACAUCCACACAUAACACAGAUGCCAAU